AUGAUGAAGAGUUAUUCAGAGGAGAGCAAUAAUGGCUCAUCCUCUGGUAAAUUAUCCUCUAAGGUUGGUGUUAAUAUAUCAAAGGGUGAGACACCAUUGUUUGUUUCUUCUUCUUUGGAAGCUGCAGAGCUUCAUCAUGCACCUGAUGGAUUAGUGGAGAUAAAUUUAGGACCUAUUGCUUUCAAUAUACUAUGCAAUUAUGCUGUUAAUUCCUUCACAAAUAUAUUUGUUGGCCAUCUUGGUAAUUUGGAGCUUUCUGCAGUUGCUAUCUCCCUCUCUGUCAUCUCAAAUUUAUCAUUUGGAUUCUUGCUAGGUAUGGCUAGUGCAUUAGAGACGCUAUGUGGUCAAGCAUAUGGUGCUGGACAAGUAGAAAUGCUUGGAAUAUAUAUGCAAAGAUCUUGGAUAAUCUUAUUUGGUGCAUGCAUAUUGCUCUUACCAAUUUACAUUUAUUCUGAACCAAUCCUAAUACUCCUUGGGCAAGAUCAUGAAAUUGCUGAGCUUGCUGGAACAUUCACAAUCCAAAGCAUUCCUCAAAUGUUCUCCUUAGCCAUCAAUUUCACCACACAAAAGUUCUUGCAAGCACAAAGUAGAGUUGCAAUUCUAGCAUGGCUUGGUUUUGUAUCCCUCAUUGUCCACAUUGGCAUUCUUGCACUUUUCAUCAAGUUGCUUGGUUGGGGAACAGCAGGUGCUGCUGCAGCAUAUAAUAUAACUGCUUGGGGGAUUUCUUUGUCACAAUUGGUUUAUGUUGUUAAUUGGUGCACUGAAGGGUGGAAGGGUUUGUCAUGGUUAGCAUUUAAGGAUCUUUGGAAUUUUACCAAGUUGUCUUUUGCUUCAGCUGUCAUGCUUUGCCUUGAGAUUUGGUAUUUCAUGAUUUUGAUUGUUCUCACUGGACACCUUGACAACCCAGUUAUUGCUGUUGGCUCACUUUCAAUAUGCAUGAAUAUAGAUGGUUGGGAAGGCAUGCUAUUCAUAGGGAUCAAUGCAGCUAUUAGUGUGAGGGUUUCCAAUGAGCUUGGAUCAGGGCACCCGAAAGCAGCAAAGUAUUCAGUGAUUGUGACAGUUACUCAGUCCCUCAUCUUUGGAAUACUUUCUGCUGUCAUUAUUAUGGUUGCAAAAGAUCAUAUUGCUGUCAUUUUCACUGAGAGUGUAGAGAUGCAAAGGGCAGUUUCUAAGUUAGCAUCACUUCUUGGCAUUACCAUGAUACUCAAUAGUGUUCAACCAGUUAUAUCAGGUGUAGCGGUUGGAGGAGGUUGGCAAGCAUUGGUAGCUUACAUCAACCUUUUUUGUUACUACAUUGUUGGACUCCCUCUUGGAUUUCUUCUUGGUUACAAGAUGGGAUUAAGAGUGGAGGGUAUCUGGAUUGGAAUGAUAUGUGGGACCAUAUUACAGACAAUGAUCUUGCUGUAUAUUAUCUAUACUACCAAUUGGAAUAGAGAGGUUGAAGAAGCAUCAAAACGAAUGCGGAAAUGGACAGGUCAAGAAUUGGAGCUUCAUUCCAUGAGCUAGUAACUAGCUAGUAUACCACAUAGAAAUUAAAUC
Molecule: messenger RNA, 1539 nt
Organism: Arachis duranensis
Lineage: Eukaryota; Viridiplantae; Streptophyta; Magnoliopsida; Fabales; Fabaceae
Product: protein DETOXIFICATION 34
Exons: 8
Coding region: 1-1506 (501 amino acids)
Biological process (GO): xenobiotic detoxification by transmembrane export across the plasma membrane
Cellular component (GO): membrane
Molecular function (GO): xenobiotic transmembrane transporter activity; antiporter activity
Source: RefSeq, a predicted model, not a curated record